CGGUGUUGCGUUGAUAAGAACACACCCGACUGUUUGCAACAACAUUGAAUCCAAAGUUCAGAUAGACAGUCAUGAAGCUUCAGCUGGACCUGCUGUGUUUUUGCCUGCUGUGUUUCACUGGAAAAACUCUUUGUGAUGAAAAAGGACCAGCGGUCAUCAAAGUGUUGGUGUCAGAAGGGAGUGAUGUUACAUUACCCUGUUCCCUCAGCACCAAGGAGAACAUCGAGCAGAAACUCUUUGACUGGAGGAAAGAUGAAGGUAUGACGGGGGUGUUCAUGUAUGAUAAAGGCCUCCAUCAUAACAACGGUCGUCCAGGUCAAGAUGAGCAGUUCAAAUGGCGAGUCUUUCAUUUCCAAGAUGAGCUGAAACACGGCAACGCCUCCAUAUUCAUCAGAAAUACAAAGAUGGCUGACAGUGGAAACUACACUUGUGUUUUUCCAUUUGUGCAGAGAACAGAAAAAUCCCAUGUAAUGCUUGUCGUUGUUUCAUCUCCAAAGCCAUCUGUCACAGUCCUCAAUGCCACAAAUAAUGGGAUGCAGCUGCAGUGUGAGGUUCAUGGUGCUUCUCCAAAACCUAAAGCAGAGUGGAAGGACAGUGAUGGAAACAUCCUUCCUGCUGAGGAGACACAGGUCACAGACAGAGGAGGCAGCUAUGACAUCAUCCUCCAAACUACUGUGACCAAGACCGACCGCUAUCGCUGUGUUGUCACACAGGAGGAAAUCAACCAUCAGAUUCAUGCUGAGAUAUAUGUGUAUAUCAUUGACAACAGCAGGAGCAAUAUUAAUGUUAAAUGGCUUAUUGCUGCUGCAAUUUUAGCCUUCUUUGGGCCUGCUGCAGUUUGUUUUUUUUGGUGGUCUCGCAGGCUCAACAAGAGGAUUGAUAGAGAAAAACAGCUCCAGAAAUUUGAACAUCUGAUGAAAACUAAUGUUCGACGUAAAGCUGGCUGUAGUACGAGGACUCAGACUGAACCUGAGGAUCUUCAGUCAUGUUCUGGUUCAAAGGGUUCCAAGACUGCAGAGAGAGAGAAGGAGCAGCAGCCACUGAAUACUGGUGCACAUGACUCACAGGCAGCAGCACCCCCCGAUUUGACGUCGUAGAGGAGUGUGUGUGUGUGUGUGUGUGUGUGUGUGUGUGUGUGUGUGUGUGUGUGUGUGUGUGUGUGGUGGGGUGGGGGGUGGGGGGGUGGGGGGUAACCAUUGUAACAUAGUGUGUACUCACUAUGUAUGUGACCGGCAGCCAUCUUGAAUUUGCAAGUCGGGGUUGAUGUGGUUGCUCCGAGUUUCCGAGUUGGAAAUCCGAUCUCAGGGUGCGUUCGACCGGGAACUGGGAAUUUCCGACCUCCAAGUACAAAACGAACGCACCAAGAGUUCCUGAUUGCUUACGCUGAGCUUCAUACUGUGUGUUGGAGCAAGGCCAUGUAGGGCUUUAAAAGUAAUUAGUAAGAGUUAAAAAUCAUUUAUACGUAUACUUAAGUCUGGCAGCUGAGUUUUGAACAGCGUCUCUCUGACACUUGGUCGGGUUCUGUAAAUAAAACUUGUGCUCUGGUCUUCACUAUGCUCAUAUCCUGUGACAUUUUAAGUUUUUUUCUUGAAUGAUAAUUUAAACUUUAAAAAUAACAAUUUCAUUUAGUUUUCUUCACAGAAAUAACUGAAAUGCUGAGAUGAAGGCCUGCUGUCAAUUAAAAAAGUGUUCUUACACCUGUUGAAAUCAAGAAGGCCUCUUAACCACAAGGCCAUAAUUCUAGCUUAUUGCUAUGGACUACUUCAUUUGCACUUUUCUAAGUUUUAACGUUUGUCUCAAUAUUUAGAUUUUGUUUCUUAACGAGUUAAUUACUUUCUAAAAGAAAUCUUUUUGUGUUGAAAGAAAAGCUUUAAGAUUCAAGUAUUGAGUGGGGUUUAACACAAGUGUGAGACUGAAGUGGCAGAUAUGUUUUAGGCCUUCACUGUGCUGUGUAUCAGACUGUAACAUUCAACCCUUUGAUAAUGACUGAGAUGCCAAAACAUACAUCUUGUGUUUAGUUCAUUCAUGUUCGUGUCAGUAUCACAAUUAAAAGUGUCAUUGAGAUUUGGUUGUGAGACUUCUGCAGGAGGCAAAAUGAUGUUGUAUCAUAUUUUUAUAUUCAGACCAAAAUACAAGACUUGAACCAGAGUUUGCUACAAUGCUGUAAAAGUGUCAAAUAUAGUGUAAAACAUUUGUCACUUUAUUGAUAUAUUGUACCUAUUUUUAUAUUUUGUGCCUUUACAAAUGUUUGCUCAUGUCUGUGCACUUUGUUGUGUUCAUCAUGUGUCAGAGUGGUAUCAAUGUUCUCAUCUAACUUACAGAGGAGUUAAUAUGUUUAUUUUCUAAAAUGUUGAACUUUUCCUUACGUACAACAAGCCAGAGUGUGUAGAGUCACUGUCAAACUGUUUAUGGUGUAAAUGUUAUACACUUGUAUCUUGCCUUUAUGUGAUUUCUAUCAGUUCUGUUUAUCUGUUUAAAUGCUAUUAUACUGUUGAAUAAAACAUGCUGACAUUA
Molecule: messenger RNA, 2514 nt
Organism: Epinephelus moara (kelp grouper)
Lineage: Eukaryota; Metazoa; Chordata; Actinopteri; Perciformes; Serranidae
Product: putative butyrophilin subfamily 2 member A3
Exons: 6
Coding region: 72-1097 (341 amino acids)
Source: RefSeq, a predicted model, not a curated record